UGUGGAAUAGUGAUGUAGGGUUACUGCGAGUGCUUGUUUUUAAUAGGGAAGGCUGUGCGAGAAUGUGUUUUAUUGAAUAGGUAGUGGACUAUGUUGUUAGGGUUCGCUACUUGUUGAAAAUGUAGGAUUCCUGAAAAUUAGGAGUUGUAGGAACACUUGAAGAAAACACUGCGGGGUCGGGUUUGGCGUCGAUUUGUGAUUUCGUUCUUAUAACAUGUGAUAAAUAUUACUAUCCAUGAGGAAGAGUCCCUGGAGAAUACCGAUUGACUGCUAGUCAACUACUACUGCCACUCUCUUCAACUGUGCCUCUACAUUUGUAUUUAGUCGUCGCAAGUCGUGAAUUAAUAGAUUGACCGGAUGUUGUGCAUUCAGUGAUUCCAAAAAUAGUUGAUAGAUUUGGGAUUCCACAUGUAUUCCGUAUUGAAGUUAAUAUUGGUUGGCUUUUGCGGUCAGAGCUUAAAGUUAUGUUUGUGUUUGAUUUUUCUCUUUUUCUUCUCGUUAUUUUCUGUUUUUGACGAAAGCUUCAGACAAGAUUGAAUUUUGUUCACUGAGCUUGGGUGAGUGAAACAAAAAAGCGCUGAUGGAUUUUUCUGUGGUGUCUACUUUCUGGCUACAUAUGUGCUGUUCACAUUGUCUUCCAAUAAGGUGAAAUCUGAUUGAAGACCAAUGCAGAGGGAUACUAGUACCACUGCCCCAUCAACCACAAGUGGUCGGAUUAGGCACCGAAAACGCUCAAAUGAGGUUAUCCCGGAAGUUAGCAAAGCAAAUGGGACCCAGUUACUUGUUAACGACAAAAGUAAAUACAAGUCCAUGCUAAUUCGAGCAUAUUCAUCCAUAUGGAUGAUUGGAGGCUUUGUGUUGAUAAUAUAUAUGGGUCACCUCUACAUCACUGCAAUGGUGGUGGUUAUUCAAAUCUUCAUGGCAAAGGAACUUUUCAAUCUACUCAGGAGAGCUCAUGAAGAUAGGCAACUGCCUGGAUUUAGGCUAUUAAACUGGCAUUUUUUCUUCACUGCAAUGUUAUUUGUUUAUGGACGUAUUCUGAGUCCACGCCUGGUUAACACUGUAACUUCAGACAUGGUUUUAUAUCGGCUAGUGAGCAGUCUAAUUAAGUAUCAUAUGGUUAUCUGCUACGCCUUGUACAUUGCAGGAUUUAUGUGGUUCAUUCUCACAUUGAAGAAGAAGAUGUACAAGUACCAAUUUGGCCAGUAUGCUUGGACACAUAUGAUUCUAAUUGUUGUAUUUGGCCAGUCCUCCUUCACUGUGGCGAGCAUUUUCGAAGGGAUUUUCUGGUUUCUUCUCCCAGCAACACUUAUUGUCAUUAAUGAUAUUGCUGCUUAUAUCUUUGGUUUCUUCUUUGGAAAAACCCCUUUGAUUAAGUUGUCUCCAAAGAAAACCUGGGAGGGUUUUAUUGGGGCAUCCGUUACCACCAUCAUCUCUGCAUUUAUGCUUGCUGACAUCAUGGGUCAUUCUCAGUGGCUAACGUGUCCAAGGAAGGAUUUGUCAACUGCUUGGCUUCACUGUGAUCCUGGUCCUCUGUUUAAGCCAGAAUCUUACUCCUUACGAGGAUGGAUCCCUCACUGGUUUCCUUGGAAGGAGGUAUCAAUCCUACCUGUUCAAUGGCAUGCUUUAUGUCUUGGCUUGUUUGCUUCGAUUAUUGCACCUUUUGGAGGUUUCUUUGCAAGUGGUUUUAAAAGGGCUUUCAAAAUAAAGGAUUUUGGUGAUAGUAUUCCUGGACAUGGUGGAAUUACCGACAGAAUGGAUUGCCAGAUGGUUAUGGCCGUGUUUGCAUAUAUAUAUCAUCAGUCAUUUGUUGUGCAACAAAGUCUCUCGGUUGAAAUGAUUUUGGACCAGAUAUUAAUCAACCUAUCAUUCAAUGAACAAGAAGCUCUAUAUUUGAGGCUUGGAGAAAUUUUACAACAGGGGAUUCCAAGGAACUCUUAGAUUCAUGGCGAGGUGUAUUUGUUCUCACCUUCUAUUGUAUUCCUUUACAUACAUCUGUACAAGCGUUUUCUAUCUUUUGAGUGAAACUAAUCAAAGGUCCGGAAGCUGUCAAGAUGUGCAUAGUGUAUGUUUACCGUUAGUUCCAUUCUGUUUUUCUGGCUAUAGUUGAAUAGUUAAUUGAUGGCUUUGCAUGAACACCUGCCGUUCACUCAUGAUCUUCAAUAUAAAUAAUUCACAUGUUGGCUGAAAAUGAACGCCUGUGCUGUAUUUAAUUCCUGGUGGUGAGGUGUGUUAAUAUUUUUCUAAUACCUUAAAUGUAGCUUGAAUCACGUUUGAUAAUAUAUUUUAGUGCGAUCGACAAAUAUUUUUGUUCAA
Vigna angularis (adzuki bean) is the source of this 2316-nucleotide messenger RNA. Its product is annotated as phosphatidate cytidylyltransferase 1. NCBI's taxonomy places the organism in Eukaryota, Viridiplantae, Streptophyta, Magnoliopsida, Fabales, Fabaceae. Gene Ontology annotation, cellular component: endoplasmic reticulum membrane. The transcript is spliced from 12 exons. The record is from RefSeq and is a predicted model, not a curated record. The coding region runs from base 667 to 1941 and encodes 424 amino acids. Gene Ontology annotation, molecular function: phosphatidate cytidylyltransferase activity.